This is a messenger RNA of Clarias gariepinus (North African catfish), 5085 nucleotides long. RefSeq names its product AT-rich interaction domain 5B (gene arid5b). Gene Ontology annotation, molecular function: transcription cis-regulatory region binding. The transcript has 10 exons. Lineage: Eukaryota; Metazoa; Chordata; Actinopteri; Siluriformes; Clariidae. The coding region runs from base 105 to 3584 and encodes 1159 amino acids. Gene Ontology annotation, biological process: regulation of transcription by RNA polymerase II. Gene Ontology annotation, cellular component: nucleus. The record is from RefSeq and is a predicted model, not a curated record.
AGCACCGGGCGCUCGGAUAUUUUCCCCUUCCAGGACCUGCGGCAAUCCAUUCAAGCCAACAAGUUUGGAGAGAAUGUUGAGUUUAAUCAAUUCAGAGCGUCGAGAUGGAGCCCAACUCACUCACGUGGGUCGGCUCACCUUGUGGCUUGCACGGACCGUACAUUUUCUACAAGGCGUUUCGGUUCAAGCUCGAAGCCAAAGCGAGAAUUUUGUCUCUCGGCGAUUUCUUCUUCGUACGCUGUAAACCGGAGGACCCGGUGUGCAUAGCCGAGCUCCAGCUGCUCUGGGAAGAAAGGACAACCAAGCAACUUUUAUCCAGCUCCAAACUUUAUUUUCUGCCAGAAGAUACUCCCCAGGGAAGGACUGUCACUCACGGAGAGGACGAGGUGAUAGCUGUGUCUGAGAAGGUCAUCGUGAAGUUGGAAGACUUGGUGAAGUGGACAGUGUGGGAUGCAUCAUGCUGGAACAAGGGCUUGCACGCACUGCCUCUAAAGCCAUCGAUGCUCAAAGAGCUGGGCAAGAACGGCCAGAGGGAAAGCCUCUACCGCUACCGAGAGUCCACGCUCAACAGCGGCCUCAACUUCAAGGACGUCCUGAGGGAGAAAGCUGAACUGGGUGAAGAUGGGGAAGAUAAGAGGGUCCUGGUGCUAAGCUAUCCACAGUACUGUCGCUACCGCUCCAUCAUCGCACGGCUCCGCGAGCGGCCUGCCUCACUCCUGACGGACCAGGUGGUACUAGCUCUGGGGGGUAUCGCUACGCUCACAAGCAACACUCAGAUUCUCUACUGCAGGGACACAUUUGAGCACCCUACUCUGCUGGAGAACGACAGCAUCUGCGACGAAUUUGCACCCAAUUUGAAGGGCCGGCCCCGGAAAAAGAAAGUCUCCAUGUGCCAGCGCAGAGACUCGCAGGCCCAGAGUGGAAAUGCCAAAGAGCCCGGCAGUGUGGAGGCCAGAACACCCAGCAAGGUGAAAGCAGAAGCAAAAGCCUUGGUGUCGAAACCUAAGACCAGCUCCAAAAAGGUACUAGCCGAGGAGAAGGCCAAGGAGGAGACAGGGGAGGAGUGCCGUGCCGAAGAGCAGGCCUUCCUAGUUGCUCUCUACAAGUACAUGAAAGAAAGAAAGACCCCUAUUGAGCGAAUACCCUAUCUAGGGUUCAAGCAGAUAAACCUUUGGACGAUGUUUCAAGCUGCUCAGAAGCUGGGAGGAUACGAGCUGAUCACAGCACGCCGACAGUGGAAAAAUGUAUAUGACGAGUUGGGUGGGAACCCAGGAAGCACCAGUGCUGCCACGUGCACGCGGAGACACUACGAGAGACUAAUCUUGCCCUAUGAGAGACAUACAAAAGGAGAGGAAGACAAGCCACUACCCCCCAUCAAACCCAGAAAGCAAGAGGCCAGCACCCAGGAGGGGGGCACCAAGUCAAAGGUGCCAUCCACAAAACGCCACAAAGACGAACAGAAUCCAAAGGGCUGGAAUGAAAAGGACGUCUCGGCUAAAGCCCCCGAUCUGUGUGCAGAGGACCUAAAGGACAAGGAGCCGCUUCAGGAAGAAGUGAUGGUGAAGCAAGAGGCACAGCAGUCCCAGGUUCCAGCGCAGAUAGAUGGCGAGGCAGCAAGUCCCACCACCGAGGAUGGGGAUGUGCAGUUGAUUCUCAAUGAGGAGGAGGAGAAGAAACCAGUCCUCAAGAAAUCCUGGGAUGGUGGUCCACAUGAAGCAAUCAAACAUGCAUCACUUCCACAGGAUAGCAUGCCUCUCAAAUCUGAGGACUCUGAGGUGUUUCCCAUUGCUGCAUCUAUGCCACUACGGCACUCUCACCCCAUUCCCAACUGUUACACACAGGACCAAUGGCAGCAUGGGACAACAGAAUACAAUGCACCUCCAUACAACCUGGGAAAGACAGAACAGACUGGUAUAAAAGACAGCCAGAACCAUGUAGGAAUGGUGCUACCUACCUUGAAGCAAAGACCUUUGCAUCCUCUCUCAGUACCAGAGAUACCUACCGAGAGGGCUGAACUCCCAACCAAGGAGGAAAGCUUCUGCUACAAUCCCCUCUUGUAUCCUAGGGGCAACCCUGGUAUAAUGUCCCCCCUAGCAAAGAAGAAGAUGCUGUCACAAGUAAGUGGCACUGGUUUGGCCAACAGUUACCCCUAUGGUCCACCUCCCCCAUUAGUCAACAAAAAGACAUCAAGCAGUAGUCCAGAAGAAACCACUUCUGAGCAAACAGGCACCCAGGUUCCUACCUCUACCGCUGAGGCAGGUGUCGUUAUUAAGCGCCCGUCUGUCAUUCAGCAUGCUCAGAGUUUCAAGCCUCGCAGCAGUGAGGACAGAAGACCUGCUGUUGAAACCUUACAUAGAGAGGUGUGUGGUGAGAGGGAAAUAUAUCCUUCUGAUCAAUCCCAGCAUCAGCCUUUACACCAGCAACAGCCUAGCCCAUCGGGAGAGACCUUUAUUAUGAGAAACACUCUUCACUCUGGGGAGAAAUCCAGUGAGGUACCUCGCCCUGGUCAGGUGCCUUUUCUGGGUGAUUUCUGCUCCUCACCACACCUGCACAGUCUCUACCGGCAAACAGAGCACCAUCUAAGCAAGGAACAGCUAAGCAAGUACCUAAACAGAGAGGUUUACCCACGGGACUGUGAAACUGCACAUGGUUACCCUCAAAGCCCUCUUGGUGAAAAGGUGACAGAGGAGCAACCAACAGAUCUGAGCCUCCCAAAACCCUCUUCACACAAACUGUCCCACUCCACCUCAUCUUUGUGCAACCUGUCACAUUCCAUGAUGCAGCAGGACAUUAAAAACACUCCUCUUUUUCAGGCAGGUAGCACUCAAAGUUCAAACUUGGACUAUCACCCCAGAGCUUGUCGUGUUCCUCCAAUGACUGUGUCUACUCCAAAAAAGGUGGUUGAACCCCAGCUUAAAGCACACAGUGGCCGAGGAGAAGAGACGGUAAGCUACAAGAUAGAUGAACUGGCUCGGCCUAUCCUAAGCACCAAAAGUAGCCCGCAAAAUGUUGGUGCGGCACGGCCGCUUAAACGGAAUCUAGAGGAGUUGGAGAAUGGACCCACAGAGAAAAAGAUUCGGGCUGUGACCCCCUUGCACUGCUCCACCCCUAGAGAUGUCUCAGUGAAAGUGCGGACCCCAGAGCCUGACAAUGAAUCCAUGAAGCCGGCUGAGCCGGCACACGCGCCGCAUAUCAACAGCUACGCUGCCGAGGGACACAAGUUCCCAAUGCACUCCUCCAUCUUCCCAGGACUGUAUCCUGGGGCAUUUGUAUCUCAGGUUCAGGAAAUGUGUGACAGCCUGGGCCCUCAUGCCCCCCCUGGUUAUUCACAUCCCCUGCAGUACUUGAAGAACCAGGCUGUCAUUUCACCACUCAUGCCCCAGUUCGCCAUCCAUUCCAUAAUGAUGCAGAGACAGUUCUUGGCCCAGGCGGCCAGUCCAGCCCACCUGUACAGGCAUCCAAUGGGGACUUCAUAUGGAGACAUUCUUCAUCAUGGCCUUUACCCCAUGACAGCCCUCAAUCCCCAGCCUGCUUUCAGUCCCCCACAGCUCUCCUCAGUUCAUCCCAGCACCAAACUUUCUUAGAAAGACCCAGACAUUCCGCUAGCUGGAGUGGCUUUUUCCACACUCCUGACUCGAACUCAAAUGGGCCCUACUCCCAUUAAGCAUGGCUAUGCCAUCGACUACACAGCUAGCGGGAUUAGAUGCUUAUAUUUUAGGAGCAGUGUUUCUGUUAUUUGUCCUUUUGCCACUCAAGUUUAUGAUUUGCACAUUUCUUUGAACAUGGGCCAGCUGAGCUGAUUGUGUCUUGUUCUGACAGCGCUGUUUGCAGGUAUCAGUUGUCUGGUUUCAAUAAUGUUGCUUCGGCAAAGGUAUAUUCCGACGGAAGAGCAGGAACUCUCGCUGAAGAUCUGAGCGUCCAGUGGAUCUAAACAAGUGACAAAUCAGUGCAAUCACAGUAAUGCUAUUCCAAUCAAUCUGUAGAACUCUGAUGUGAAACACUAUUGAUGACAAAAUUUACAGGAAAUGCUGCCUGGUGAACUAUUGUAUGUUUGCAUAUUAAUCCUUACUGUGCAUCUUAUUUUUUAUGUAUCCGUGUGGUAGCAUAGUGUGUCAAGCCUGCAGGGGUAAACUACUAAGAUCUAAAUAUUGCUCCGUUUAACAAGAACCACAAGAGAGCUGAACAUUGCAGUUGGUUGUAUUACACAGCUACAUGUAAAUAAAACUAACUAAGCUUUCCUUGAAAAAAAGAAAAAACAACCUUAAACUUCAACAAUAAAAUGUGAGUUAGGUUUCACUCGGCUUUUCUGAUCACCCAUCUGCUGGCAUCCCCUUGAGUUCUUCUCACAUUCAGCAAAGUUCCCACCCAUUUGCCAGGGCGAAGUGGAAUGUGUUUGUCAAAUGUAGGACCGAGGUGCUUGUACAUAACUUUAGCUAACUGAAAACACUUUGUAUUAUAUUCACUGGCUACGGUAAAUUCUGACUGCGCUGAACCACAAGUUCUAAAAUGGGAUCGGAUCACUUUGCUCAAGACGGGAUGUAGCUUCAGGACUACUUUGGUGUCAGAAAGUAUGCUUUUGAUUUUGCAGACACACACUUGUGAUCACAGUUUACUCAGAGCAAUUCUUUUCAAGAGUUUUACCAGAGAUAUACCAGGCUACAAUCGGGGAUGUGGGGGUGGCGUGGGGGAGUUUUAGGAGCACUUACUGAAGCACACACAAAAGGCCCCUGCUGAAAGAUGUAUAGCAGAGGAUGUCAAAAUUAGCUUAAAAUAUUCUGCAAAGAAGUGUUAUGGCAGUGAUCAGUUCUUAAAAGCUGUGUAAAACAUGCAACACCAAAAAAGAUUGUCAUUCAAACAAACAAAAAAAAAAAAGGUUACAAUUUCUUUGCACAAAAAUAUUUUGGAAAAAGUACCGAUACAAUUUGAAAGUGACACAAUCUUCUUAGGGUUUUUGUUUCUUUCUGUAUUAGUAGGGAAAAUUAAACUUAAAAGUUCAAGAAAUGUAUUUACUCCAGCUGUUUGGAGUAGCACUCAAGGUUGCUAUGUAACAUUUUUAAUGAGAAAUAAACCAUUUUAUAAGUUGAA